Meloidogyne enterolobii is the source of this 834-nucleotide messenger RNA. NCBI's taxonomy places the organism in Eukaryota, Metazoa, Nematoda, Chromadorea, Rhabditida, Meloidogynidae. The record is from the annotation of a GenBank genome assembly.
UUUAUUUACCUAUAUCUUCCUUUUCUUAUCUUUGUUUCUCCUUUUUCCAAAAAAUUAAAAAAUGGUCAACGCAAAUAAAGCUAGGAUUCAAUUAUCCAUCCAUCGCCAAAAAACACUUCUAUUGGAGAGGGGCAUCUUCCUUUUCUUCUCUUGUUCCUUUUUUCCACAAGAAACUACCUGCCAUACAUAGUACCCAAUUAUUUACUUUUUCGACUCCUUUUUUCAAAUUCCUACUCCUUUUUUCAAAUUCCUACUCCUUUUUUCAAAUUCCUACUCCUUUUUUCAUCUAAAAAAAUCAAUCAAUAAAAAGUAAAUAAAAUGCUCCCAUUAAAAAAUAAGAAAAAACCAAACAAACGACCUAAAAUUACAAAGUCGUUUGAAAGUUCGUCUAGUAUUGACUCAGCUCAAAUUUCACAUGAUCAAAUUAUUUGUAUUUCAAAGUGUGUGGUUGAAUUUUUGAAGCCUACUAUCGAACAAAUUGUUCGAUCAAUUAUCCAAGAAAUUAUUCCAAAUUUUAAUAAUACCACAACAACUACAAACAACAGCCAACCUUGGGGAUCACACCCCUUUUCUAACAAUAAUUUCGAACCUCCACUUCAACAUUUUAUUGAUAUUUCAAAUUACAACACUUCACACCAAGAAACCAUAAUUAAUAAAUCAAAAACUGCAGUGGUUGAAAAAUUUCCAGAAUCUGAUGGAGACAACAAUCUUUUACGUGAAAUUGUGAAUGAUUGUGGUCUGGGAGAGGAAUUGGAUGAGAAGGAAAUUCAUCGACAUGCUGGUAAACAAAGGCUCUUCUUUUCAAACGACCAGAAAAUUCAUGGCACAAAUUAA